This is a messenger RNA of Bactrocera tryoni, 558 nucleotides long. RefSeq lists its product as uncharacterized. Gene Ontology annotation, molecular function: nucleic acid binding. NCBI's taxonomy places the organism in Eukaryota, Metazoa, Arthropoda, Insecta, Diptera, Tephritidae. Gene Ontology annotation, biological process: DNA integration. The record is from RefSeq and is a predicted model, not a curated record. The transcript has a single exon. Bases 1 to 558 code for a protein of 185 amino acids.
AUGGCAGCACCAACUAUCGCAAAAGCUCUCAUCGCCAAUUGGAUCGCAAGAUUUGGAGUUCCAGCUGUCAUUACAUCAGAUCGUGGACGUCAAUUUACAUCUACCUUAUUUGCAGAGCUAACAACAUCGCUUGGCAUAACACAUCUGAAGACAACACCAUAUCACCCACAAGCAAACGCUAUAGUAGAAAGAUGGCACCGAACGUUGAAGGCUGCAAUUUUAUGCAUUAACUCCGAACGUUGGACCGACUUUCUACCAACAAUACUCUUGGGCCUACGAACCGUCUAUAAACAAGACUUAGGAGCGUCACCGGCAGAAUUAAUCUACGAUACAACGCUGCGAAUUUCUUCAGAAUUUUUCGUACACGAUAGCCGAAUUAAAACACAGUCAGAAUUCGUCACUCAACUCAGAGUCUUAAUGAACACCACCAGACCAUCCACUACAUCAUGGUCCAAGGAAAGUAUUUGUGCAUCCCGAUCUUGCGACGUGCGUAAACGUUUUCGUCAGAAAUUAUUCAGUGCGCCCAUCAGUUUCAAAACCAUACGAAGGACCUUAUAA